GACUAACAACAAGUAAGUGGGCAAUAACUAAACGCUUGACGACAGAAAGUGUGGCUUGCAUAUAGUCGUGGUGAAGUGUGUUGGCAAAAUUACUGCUUUUAACCGAAAGAUGAUCAUUUGUUGCCUACACUGAGUAUUCUUUAGGAUGUCUGCCCAUAGUAGUGGCCUUUUGCCACCGGACGAGUUGGCAGAUUUGCACAUAUUUGUCGUUCCCUUGGAUCUGUGGCUCGAAAAAUACCGAACAGCCUUUAACAAUAUUGCUUUGGAGUCUGUUUCCGCGGGAUUUGUCAGGGUUCAGCCGUAUAUUUCUUUGAAUUAUCUGCGAGAUCACAUCGAGGAACAACUGGGACCAGAAGUUGUUCCAGAAGAUUAUGUGUUUCUUAGAUCCGUUGGAAGAUGUAUGGCUGUGAUAAAAGAAAAUCAAGAACGUCUGCUCAAGGCCAAGGACUUUUUACCCCCUGUGGCUUACAGCCCAGAGAUUUUUAUUCUUCCUGGAACGCAUGAUGCUGUAGCUAGGCCAGUGGAGAAUGCUGCAAAUACCAUUAUACAAACACACGGCCUCACAACAGCUGGUAUGGCUUCUAUGCAGCCUCACCAGUUACCACAAGCACGAUAUCCAGUUGGAUAUAUACAACAUCCACAAGCCCUGCCAAACAUGCUACCUGUGGGCUUUUUACCCCAGCAGUCUGGCCAAGUGGAGCAGAUGGGUUUGCAAAGCAGAGAGGCACCUUAUGUUAAUUGCACUCAGAGGACCAGCAGGUCUAACAAGUCAAUAUCUGAUGACGAGGGUAGCAGCGACUUUGAGAGACCACAAGACGAGGGAAACCAAGAGGUCACUGGUAGACGUCAGUCAAUAGAGGACAGAAGCGAUGGGUCUUCAGAGAAUGAUGGUGGUGACGGAGGCGAUAAGCCAAAAGUGAUGGAGCGAACAGAACAUAGGAAGAAGCAGAAAAAAGCAGGUCAAGAUGAACAGGAAGAGGAAGCUUCUAAUGUUGUUGCAUUAAAGUCGAAAAAGAACCGAAUGCAAAAGAAAGGAAGUAGCAGUUCAUCGGGAAGCAAUCAGUCAUCAGAAACUAAGACUGUUAAGUUCAUUCAACCAGAAGUAUAUCAGAGCCUUCCCAUUCCUAGUCAAGGGGGUGUACUGAUUUCUCCUCCUACUCCAAUUCCCUCCGGGCGUGUCAUUUCUUCCCCUUUUCCUGCACAGCAGUUUGAACCAGUUAGUGGUCCUUCUGAGAAGGAGAGAGCUUCUGAGAUAAAGAACAAUAAUCCAAGUGGUGAAGUUGAUGAUAAAGAUGCGAUGGCAACAGAGAAGAAGAAAAAGUCGGCCGAAACCAAAAGAGGUAAAAAGAAAAGGCGAGAGAAGUCGCGCUCUCCUUCUCUGGAGCGAACACAACCCAAAGAGCACAUCAGUCAAAAAGAAAACAGUGGGGAUGUUAUAUAUGAGGAUGAUGAUAAUUCAGCUGUGUACGGUGAAGUAACAAUGAGUCGAGUUGAAUCUCCUCCAAGUUUAAGUGAAGUUGAAGAGAGAUCAAAGUUUGUUCAGUUUCCUUCCCCAGCCAAGGGAGCGAGGAGGCCCCCAAUACCUGAUGAUGAGUAUGGCAAUGUUUUUAGCAAUGGGGCACGAGAUGUGGAUAACUCAUUUGGAGGAGAAGAAACUCUCAAUAACUAUGCCCCAGAAAACCAAGCAUUUGUGGCAGAAGAUGAUGGUGCUAACAAUCUAGGGGUUAACAAUUUUAGUUCAAAUGAGGAUAAGAAUGCUUUGAAGGACACACCGAAGGUUGACGAAGAUGUGAGAGCAACAGGAAAGGGCGCUAAUAAAAUAGGUGCCAAGGAUGGUGCAAAGAAAGAUGGUGUGAAGGGAAAUGCUGCUAAAGGAAAGAAAGUGGUCAAAAAGCCCGCAAAGAAACCAGUAGAAACUUUAGAUGAGAAAUACAAAAUACCUCAAAUUCCUAAAGCCCCCACCCCACCUCCCAUGAAAUACCCAGAGAGGGGUAACAAAGAGCUAGGAGAAGACACGGCAUCAGCCAAGGAUAGGAAACGCCGGGAGAUUGAAGAGUUGAAGGCUGAGUUGAGGAAGGCAAAGAAUGCCAGGGUGGAAACUGAAAAAGAGAGGGAGUUUAAAGUGCGCAGAGCUAAGAUGUUACAGAAUCAGAUGCUACAGAAGAGGAAUCAAGCAAAGAACAUUUGGAAGAAGAAGUUUUUUGAGGAGAAGAGAAAAACCGCUACAUUAGAAGAACAAGUCAACAGACUAAGGCACGAGGUUGAUGCACAGCACAAGACCUUGAUGGCGUACUUGGAGAGUAAAGAACGAGAGGGCAGCAAGCCUCAAGCAGGAGGAGACUUCAAGUCGCCAUCAGAAAAGACAAACCAACGGAUGUCUCUUGCACGGUUACAACACGAGGUGGAAGAAUUAAGAAGAAGAAUUGAAGAAUUGAAAGUGAAACUGACGGCUGAAAUGAAGAAUCGCGACGCCGCCCAAAAGGAACUGAAACAAAUACGCCAAGAUUUGUUGGAAAAGAAGAUCAACCUUACUCUCACCAAAUCGCAGAAAAGCCUGGCAACGUUAGCAAACCCCGAGAAUAUUGCUGUGUGAUAAAUUAUGACAAUAAAGAGAAAUAUCCAGUGACAACUCGCGAGUGGCGGACCCCUUCGUAACCCUAUUUUGUGUUGUUGCGUGACGACGAGGGAGAUUGCAUGACGGCAUGCAACGUCAUUCCGCCAAGUUCACUUCCAAACCUCGUUCUCAGGCUUGAAGAUACAUCAUGGAAACGUGGUUGAUGACUAGAACGCUCCUUUUACUCGUUUCCUUUGAAUUAUAUGGACGAAAGUAGUCAAGAUAUAUUGUGAACACUGGCAGUUAUACAUAUAAGUUAUACCGUUCAAUAUGUCUCUAUUUAUUACAUUCAAUACAGAUGAUUUUCAGCAGUUUUCAUAUUUUAAACGAAAAUUUGGCAGAGGGUUGAAAACCCGUUUGUCCAGGAAGUAGUUUUUAAACAGUAGAGAUCAUAUUUUGUCUUGUAAUAAAUUAUUGUAAAUAAACUGUGUUUUCUUA
Molecule: messenger RNA, 3052 nt
Organism: Orbicella faveolata
Lineage: Eukaryota; Metazoa; Cnidaria; Anthozoa; Scleractinia; Merulinidae
Source: RefSeq, a predicted model, not a curated record